AUGGCAACAUUGUACGGCGCUCUAUUGAGACUGAGCAAGCGAAACAUAGAACUCCCUCGUAUCCACUAUUGUUGUGGCUUCGCUUCUCUAACUAAAACCAACAACACACCACAGUUGCUGUUCCAAUCCAACAAAAAGAUAACCCAUUUGAUUCGAACUGGUAGACUAAGCGAAGCGAGGGCACUCUUUGAUUCCAUGAAGCACCGAAACACCGUAACUUGGAACUCCAUGAUUAGUGGGUACGUGCAUCGGAGAGAGAUUGCCAAGGCGCGCCAACUGUUCGACGAAAUGCCCCACAAGGACAUUGUGUCCUGGAACCUCAUCAUAUCUGGUUACUUUUCGUGCCGCGGAAGCAGGUUUGUCGAUGAAGGAAGAAAGCUGUUUGAUCUAAUGCCCCAAAGAGAUUGUGUCUCUUGGAACACUGUCAUCAGCGGGUAUGCGAAGAAUGGUGGGAUGGACCAGGCUUUGAAGCUCUUCAGGACCAUGCCUGAACGGAAUGUUGUGUCCUCCAAUGCUGUGAUCACUGGGUUCUUGUUGAAUGGCGAUGUGGAUUCAGCUGUUGGGUUUUUCAAGACAAUGCCUGAGCAUGACUCGGCUUCUCUUAGCGCACUUAUAUCUGGGCUUGUAAGAAAUGAUGAAUUGAAUAUGGCUGCUAGGAUUCUGCUUGAAUGUGGGAAUCAGGAUGACGGGAAAGAUGAUUUGGUGCAAGCUUAUAACACCCUGAUCGCUGGCUUUGGCCAAAGGGGCAAGGUGGAAGAAGCUCAGUGCCUUUUUGAUGCAAUCCCAAAUGAUCAAGGUGAUGGAAAUGAGGGUCAAAGGAGAUUCAGGCGAAAUGUGGUCUCGUGGAAUUCAAUGAUGAUGUGCUAUGUAAAAGCAGGAGACAUUGUUUCUGCUAGGGAACUAUUUGAUAGGAUGAUGGAGCGGGAUACUUGUUCCUGGAACACCAUGAUCAGUGGCUAUGUUCAAAUCUCCGACAUGGAUGAGGCCUCAAAGCUUUUCAGGAAAAUGCCAAGUCCUGAUGCACUUUCAUGGAAUUCGAUAAUAUCUGGGUUUGCGCAGAUUGGUAAUUUAGAACUUGCAAGAGAUUUCUUUGAUAGGAUGUCCUGCAAAAACCUGAUAUCAUGGAACUCACUAAUAGCUGGCUACGAGAAAAAUGAAGACUAUAAGGGUGCUAUUACGCUCUUUUCUCAGAUGCAACUUGAGGGAGAGAGGCCAGAUAGACACACUUUAUCUUCAGUUCUCAGUGUGUGUACUGGGUUGGUGGAUCUUUACCUUGGUAAGCAGAUACAUCAGCUUGUCACAAAGACUGUUCUUCCAGAUUUGCCAAUAAAUAAUUCCCUCAUUACCAUGUACUCGAGAUGUGGGGCAAUAGUUGAUGCAUGCACUGUAUUUAAUGAGAUGAAACUUUAUAAAGAUGUGAUCACUUGGAAUGCAAUGAUUGGAGGCUAUGCAUCUCAUGGUUUAGCUCCAGAGGCUUUAGAGCUUUUCAAACUGAUGAAAAGGCUUAAAAUUCACCCUACCUAUAUAACCUUUAUUUCGGUUUUGAGUGCAUGCGCCCAUGCAGGAUUAGUUGAAGAAGGGAGGAGGCAAUUCAAUUCCAUGAUUAAUGACUAUGGUAUUGAGCCACGGGUUGAGCACUUUGCCUCCCUUGUGGACAUCUUGGGACGGCAGGGGCAGCUUCAGGAAGCUAAGGAUUUGAUAAAUAGCAUGCCAUUUAAACCAGAUAAGGCUGUAUGGGGUGCAUUACUAGGUGCUUGUAGAGUGCAUAAUAAUGUAGAAUUGGCCAAAAUAGCAGCCGAAGCUUUGAUCAGGCUCGAACCAGAAAGUUCUGCUCCUUACGUGUUGUUAUAUAAUAUGUAUGCUAAUUUAGGACAAUGGGAUGAUGCUGAGAGAGUGAGAGUGUUGAUGGAAGAAAAAAAGAUCAAGAAGCAAGCAGGGUAUAGUUGGGUAGAUUCUUCCAAUUGCCAAUGAUAUUUUUGCUGCUUCAGAAGGACUUCAAUCAGAAAUGCAUAUCAAUCAUGUGAUUAGAGAUGCUCACGCUCAACUUCCACCGCAUUAUUAUUGUCAGACACGAAAAAUGAAUGGAUAGUGAUGUAAAUGUUAGUUUGACAUGGAAGAAAUAGAUAGACUUCUGGCAAACAUUCACAGAUCUAUUUGCCGGUGUGAGCAAUAAGUGAUUUCAACCUUGGAUGGCUGGAAAAUUGGUAUGUUACUACCAUUGUUCAACUACUUCUCAAAUAAAUAUUUCUUGAUGAGAUAAGCAUCCAUUAGUGUGUGUAUGUGUGUGUUGCCUCUGAGAAAGAAAAGAAUGCAGAAAGGGAAACAUUAUGCAAAUUACUGUUUUAAGGGCUGGUUUAUUUUUUGCUAAUGUAACAAACAAGACAAC
Messenger RNA from Gastrolobium bilobum, 2386 nucleotides. RefSeq names its product pentatricopeptide repeat-containing protein At1g62260, mitochondrial. Bases 1 to 1971 code for a protein of 656 amino acids. The record is from RefSeq and is a predicted model, not a curated record. Gene Ontology annotation, molecular function: RNA binding; protein binding. Lineage: Eukaryota; Viridiplantae; Streptophyta; Magnoliopsida; Fabales; Fabaceae. The transcript is spliced from 2 exons. Gene Ontology annotation, biological process: RNA modification.